Messenger RNA from Prorocentrum cordatum, 660 nucleotides. NCBI's taxonomy places the organism in Eukaryota, Dinophyceae, Prorocentrales, Prorocentraceae. The record is from the annotation of a GenBank genome assembly.
CAGCACGGCCUCAAUGAAGCCAGCAGGCGCCUGCCGCAGCAUGCCAGCGGCGGGCGCCAGCUGCCUGCGGCCAUGUCCCAGGCCGCGGACGGCCCGUUCCAGAUCCACACCAUCGCUGCGCCCGCGGCCGCGAAGGCCUCGCACGGCGGGGCAGCGCUGGCCGAGGACCUGCUGGACGAGACGGUGCACGUGAGGAGGCAGAGCCACAGCGCCGUGGCGGCGCCGCUGCCCGUGGGCCACGCAGGCGGCGGCAGCCAGCCCGUGCCCCCGGUCCCGGCCGGCCACGCCGCCCAGCAGCCUGCCGUGGCGGGGUCGGCCCCCGCGGUCGCCGCGGGGGCGCCGGCGACCGCCAAGGCCACGGCGGCGCCCGCGGAGGCUCCCAAGACCGCGCCCAGCGUACCGCCCAAGGCGGCGCCGCCGUCGCCGUCGUUCGCCUCCAGGUUUCCCGGCAUCUUCGGCUUCGGCCAGAGGGCAGGCCGCCCGGAGGCUCACAAGAAGGAGGCUCACGCGGCCGAGGCCGGAGCGGCGGAGGCCAAGGCAGCCGUCGACGUCCAGCAGAUCUUGCAGGAGGUCCAGACGCCGAAGGCCAGGGCGACCGCGUCGAGCCUCCCCAGGGCGCCGCCCGCAGCUGCGCCUGCGGCGGUGUCCGCGGCGGCGCCU